AACAAGCUGCGCAGUGCCUGGCACACCUAACAGCUAGUACUAACUGAACAGCCUUGUCGAGUGUAACAAGCAUUAAUUAUGAUGGACCAUCGAAUCGCUGAGUUAUAAGGUGAAAACAACCCCUUUGUUACAAUGGGGAAGCUGAGGGCUUUUAUCAUUGAGUUGGACAACCCACAGGGCGUCUUUUUUGCCGGGAAUUGUGUCUCCGGGAGGUUGUAUAUUGAGCUGGAUGCAGAGAUGAACAUGAGGGAAAUAAGGUUGAAAUUCAAAGGAGCUACAAAUGUUUACUGGACAGAAUCACGCACCACAGGGACCGGAAGUAAAGCCGAAACGGUAACAGAUAGUUACAGUGCACACGAAACAUAUUUCGAACAACGUGUUCCAGUUUUUGGAAAAGGUGUUGGAAUGGGCAGUGAAAAUAGUUUACCCCCAGGGGAGCACUUCUUUCCAUUUUCCCUUCAACUGCCUCCUACCUUACCCUCGUCAUUUGAAGGCGGGGUAGGAUAUGUCCGUUAUACAAUCAAGGGGACCAUUGACAAACCCUGGAAGUUUGACCACGACACAAAAAGGCCUUUUACUGUCACGUCAUUAUUAGACUUGAACACCUAUCCCAACGCUACGAGUGAGGUAAGGAAUCUCCAUCAGAAAUACCUGUGCUGUUUGUGCUGUAGGUCCGGACCGAUUUCCGGACUAAUUAAAUUGGACAGAUCCGGAUACGUUCCUGGAGAAAUGAUACCAUUCAACGCUGAAAUUCAAAACAUGAGCUCGAGGGACUGUGCUCCAUCUCUCAAAUUGAAUAUGGUUACACUUUUCCACGCUACUACCAGUACAAAAACAACUUCACAGGAAAUCAUCAGAAUGAAUCACCAAGUCGUCCCCGCAGGAGAAACAGAGAUCUGGGCAGACCGAAUUCAGGUCCCUCCUUUGCCUCCCUCUUUUCUCAUGGGGUGCAGCAUCAUCGAUAUCAAUUAUAAUUUAGAGUUAACCAUUGCACCCUCUGGACCGGCUUAUGAUCUUAACGUUCCUGUGCCGAUCAUCAUUGGAACAAUACCGUUGUACUCUGUUGUCCAGCAAUACCAAACACAAUAUGAAACAUCUCUUCAAGAACAAGCACCUCCCUUUGCUCCGCCAGGCGCGGAAACCUCACUAACGCAACUACCCAUGCCGCCCCCUAGCUACAGUGAGUGUGUGUUCGGUAAAACCAACAUCCGGGAGGAAGACGACUCCGAACACACGCGGGGAGAAAUGGACUACGCCCCGGCCUACACCUAUUAUGACUGGUCCAAACAGUCUCAGUUCAAUUUAAAAAUAUGAUUUAUAACAAUCAUAUUUCUAAGCUGACAGAGAUACUUUUAUAUUUAUGCUUGGCAAAACCUCAUUUGUUUACACAGUCAUGUACUUACGAUUAUUUUUUUAAAAAAUGUUCUUAAAGUUUUACGAUAUUGUAUGAAUCUCAUUUCUCCAUUGAUGUCAUAUAUAUCUUGCUUACAAAGGAUAUUAAGAUAAUUUUGAUGCAUUAAUGCUUAAAAGUCGACAUCAUAUUAUCUUGUAGCUGUGUUCACGUACAUGUAGAGUUGAUAUCAAAUUAAGGACGGAAUUUUUGCAAUAUUUUGUGUAUUUGUCCUUUUAUACAUCAAUCUUUCUAGCUGCAUGUCUAGAUUAAUUCAGAUUUUUUUUUUCAAGCAUAUAAAUCUUUAAAACAUUGAACAGCAAGUUACAUGUAUAUGCCUUUACGUGUUCUCUCAUAAUCUCUCUCAGUAUAUGACAAUAUUUAUGUAGCGUUAAAAAUCAAAAAUAUUAAAACUGUAGCCAUAAAAAAACUGCCAUGCAACAAAAUGUGGUAUCAACAUGAUAUCGCAUUAAGAAUUCAAUGCGAUACGAUACAUUUGUAAUGUUUGGAAACUGCAUUUUAGACUUGUUAAAAAAAUCACGGUCACAUUAGCAUAUUAUCAUCAUGCGUUCAUGGUUGUAACAUAUGCAUGAUGGUAAUCAAUUUAUGUCAGAUUCAACGGAACACACAUUAGCUAAAUCAUUCCCUGAUACUGAUCUAACACUUUUUAUUUUGCAUCUUAAAAAUGAUUAAUUUUUAGAUCACCUGAGCUGAAAGCUCAAGUGAGCUAUUCUGAUCACAUUUUGUCUGUCGUCCGUCUGUCUGUCCGUCUGUCUGUAAACUUUUCACAUUUUCAACAUCUUUUCAAGAACCACUGGGCCAAUUUCAACCAAACGUGGCACAAAGCAUCCUUAGCCUAAGGGGAUUCAAAGUUGUGAAAAUUAAGGACCACGCCCUUUUAUAAGGACCACGCCCUUUUGCAAAGGGAGAUAAUUAGGAAUUUAUGAAAAUUUUCGAGAAAUUUUCAAAAAUCUUCUUCUCAUGAACCAUAAGACCAGGAAAGCUGAAACUUGUGUGAAAGCAUCAUCAGGUAGUGUAGAUUCAAAGUUGUGAAAAUCAUGACCUCCGGUGGUAGGGUGGGGCCACAAUGGGGGGGGGGGGGUCGAAGUUUAACAUGAAUAUAUAGAGUAAAUCUUUAAAAAUCUUCUUCUUAGAAACUAAUCAGCCAGCAAAACUGAAACUUGUGUGAUAGCAUCCUCAGGUAGUGUAGAUUCAAAGUUGUGAAAAUCGUGACCCUCGGGGGUAGGAUGGGGCCACAAUGGGGGGGGGGGAUCGAAAGUUUACAUAGGAAUAUACAGAGAAAAAUCUGAGAAAAUUUUCUUCUCAUGAACCAUAAGACCAGGAAAGCUGAAACAUGUGUGGAAGCAUCCUCAGGUAGUGUAGAUUCCAUGUUGUGAAAAUCGUUACCCCGGGGGGUAGGAUGGGGCCACAAUGGGGGGAGGGGUCGAAGUUUUCCAUAGGAAUAUAUAGAGUAAAUCUUCAAAAAUCUUCUUCUCAGAAACUAAUCAGCCAGGAAAGCUGAAACUUGUGUGGAAGCAUCCUCAGGUAGUGUAGAUUCCAAGUUGUGAAAAUCAUGAUCCCCAGGGGUAGGUUGGGGCCACAAUGGGGGGUUAAAUUUUAACAAAGGAAUAUAUAGAGUAAAUCUUUAAAAAUCUUCUUCUCAGAAACUAAUCAGCCAGAUGAUUCUUUAUAAUUGUUAAGACUUUGGCCCCAGGACAAUUCUUUGGCCUCACAAGAAGGUUCAGAGUUUGAUGUAGGUUUAUAUCCCAUAAAUAAACUAUUGUUAAGGAUCUUUUUGAGAACUGCAAUGCUCAACAUAUGAUAUGACUAUAAAAUCAUCCUGUUAGAAAAUGGACUAAUGAUUAUAAACAUAAGAAUAUCUAGGGGGAAAAUGAAUAAAUUUUAAUUUUAAAUAAAUUAAAAAAAAAUAAAUUUUAUUUAUACAGGAUCUACAUGUAUUAUUGUACAUUGUCCAGAUAGUUUGUAUUAUGACUCCAUUAAGCUGAUUUUAUCAUACCUGCUGUUCCUCAUGUGAGCGAUGUGGCCCAUGGGUCUCUUGUUAAAGAUUUCUGUUGAUAUGUUAACAGAAUCAUCAUUUGUCAUUAAAUUAUUCAAAUUCAAAUUUCAGUUGCAGAGAACUCCACUAGCCUCUAAGAGUAUAGUGCGAUCUUUUCGUUUAAAACGCAUCAAUAGUCAUAACUAACACAGAUAAACACAGCACAUUUAAUUUCAUUAUUUAUUAGAUACAAACACGUGACAACAACUGGAGGUUCUUUAUCCCACAACAGGAGAGUGUACCUCAGCAAACCUAGAUAUGAAAUAAUAAAGAUGUGUAAAUA
Magallana angulata is the source of this 3729-nucleotide messenger RNA. Its product is annotated as arrestin domain-containing protein 3-like. Bases 133 to 1314 code for a protein of 393 amino acids. The transcript has 8 exons. The record is from RefSeq and is a predicted model, not a curated record. Gene Ontology annotation, cellular component: cytoplasm. Gene Ontology annotation, biological process: protein transport. NCBI's taxonomy places the organism in Eukaryota, Metazoa, Mollusca, Bivalvia, Ostreida, Ostreidae.